Messenger RNA from Spodoptera frugiperda (fall armyworm), 3589 nucleotides. It is a transcript of the gene Zip48C, whose product is annotated as zinc transporter ZIP11. Gene Ontology annotation, cellular component: membrane. The coding region runs from base 189 to 1256 and encodes 355 amino acids. The record is from RefSeq and is a predicted model, not a curated record. Gene Ontology annotation, molecular function: zinc ion transmembrane transporter activity. Lineage: Eukaryota; Metazoa; Arthropoda; Insecta; Lepidoptera; Noctuidae. Gene Ontology annotation, biological process: zinc ion transmembrane transport. The transcript is spliced from 7 exons.
AUCUGUCACAUCACAAGGUCAUAACUCCGAUAAAAACAUGUGGAAUGUAUAAAAAGAUUUAAGUCGCGAGUCUCGUCGAUAAUAUGAUGGUGAAGUUCGUGUUAGUUUAGAAAUUCGUGCACAUAAAAUGUUUAUGUGAUAACAAGUACUUAACUUAUAAUUGUUUACUUAGAAAUAAAUAAUACAAAAUGAUAGAAGGAUACGGUGCAGUAACACAGGCCCUUUUAGGGACCCUUCUGACGUGGGGAUUAACUGCUGUGGGGGCCGGUUGUGUGUUUUUUAUAAGAGGAAAACAUAGAAAAUUACUUGACGUGUCAUUGGGCUUUGCGGCGGGAGUGAUGACUGCAGCGUCUUACUGGUCUCUCCUAGAGCCAGCUAUAAACAUGUGUAAAAGAUCAAAUAUUUAUGGAUCAGAGGGCCAGUAUGCCUUCCUACCAGUGGCCUUUGGAUUCUUGUUUGGAGCUGUGUUUGUAUUUGGAACUGAUAAGUUCCUGGAUUACUUAGGAAUAAACUCGACUGGAAUGAUGAUAACUAUAACAAAGAGUAAAGACUCGAAGGAGAAAUUGGAAGACUUGGAGAUGAUGACGGCGCUGAACAGGCGGCCGUCGAACAACACCAGUGUGGUGACCAUGGACCCGCAGCAGCCGGGAGACUUCGCCGACUGCAUCAGCAACCAGCACACCGCACAGCGGCGCAGGGGCCACCACCACUCUCACCACUCACUGAAAGUUGGUGAGAACGGCGAAGGUGACCGUCGCGACAGCGUCACGAGGUCGCUUGAGGCUCGGCAAUCGCAGUGGAAGCGUAUUAUGCUUCUAGUGGUUGCGAUCACCGUUCAUAAUAUACCUGAAGGACUCGCUGUCGGCGUGUCAUUCGGCGCCGCCGGCUCGUCCGACGAUGCGUCAUUCCACACAGCCAGAAAUCUGGCGCUGGGUAUUGGCAUCCAGAACUUCCCUGAAGGUCUGGCUGUCAGCUUACCGCUGCAAGCCGCUGGCUUCUCCGUGUGGAGGGCAUUCUGGUACGGCCAGUUGUCCGGCAUGGUGGAGCCCGUGUUCGGCGUGCUCGGUGCCGUGGCAGUGGCUGCCGCCCAGCCCGCACUCCCCUACGCACUGGCCUUCGCCGCUGGUGCCAUGAUCUAUGUCGUCGCCGAUGACAUCAUCCCAGAGGCAAAUGCAUCUGGUAAUGGCAAGCUGGCGACAUGGGGCUGCAUCAUCGGCUUCGUGGUGAUGAUGUGCUUGGACGUGGGGCUCGGGUAAGUUCCACCCGCCGCCACUCACGCCGUGCCUUCACCCGACACACGCCGACUUAAUGCUGACUAGUAUUAACGCUCUGAGAUACCCCCUGUAAGUUAGAUGUAGAUAUUUUUGUAUAAAUUCAAAUGUGCUCAUCACCGUCUUGAUUUUGGAUACAUCAAUCGGAAUGGCUUUUUAAUUUCCUAUUGACUGAUACUACUUACAUUAUAUUCACAGAAAGUAUAUUAUAAUUUCAAAAUAUUCCAUACAAUAAAAUAUUGUUUCGGAAUCUGAAUUUAUCAAUAAUUCAAUUGCAUAAUGAAGCGAUCUCAACUUUUUAGGCGGUCAUUAAAAGGUUAAGAAUCCAUCGCUCGAAAUAGUUGCACGGCACACGAGAGUGUACGUGUCUCAAAUUUUAUACGUUUUCUAUAAGUAAUUGGUUGUAUUCAGAUCUCUAAUUGGCUCGCAACAGGUAGCCACAGCGGACACACGCCGAUGAUACUUAAUAAUCUACUCUUUGUAUAUUGAAAGGAAAGUCUCCAAGUAAAUGUUCUAUUGAUGUAAAUGUCAAUUGUAUCCAAAAUCAUCAUUUGUAUACAUCAUUAUACUGAUUGUAAGUGAAGUUCUAAGCUAGAUACUUACUGGCCACUGCAGAGCUUAGUAAAACGUUCAUAAGUUUAGCUAUAUCGAGUAAUGUUUGUUAAUGUGGAUUAUCGCGUAACUUGAGUUCGGUCACUUCUAGAUCAGACUAAGUUUGUGGUACUUUUAUGAAACAUGUUUCAUCUCCAUUGCAUUGCCAAGUCGUAUAAUAGCAUCAAUAGUAAUCCAUGUAACUUGAUCUAUGAAAUAGGACGAUAGUUGUUUACUAUGCGGAGUUCCGCAGCCAAAUUAUUUAUAAUCUUGAAGGUGGAAUUCGUUGUAAAUAUGUAAAGUGUAAGAUAACUGAAGUGCUAGUAGCGCGUAGUUGACGCGGUUCCAUCCCGAAGUUGACCAAUCGAAAUGAAUUGUUUUACUCACACACGUGUCAAAUUGCAUACGACUAUUUACUUAUCAAGCGCAGUAUCUGUAUUGCCCCACAGACAGAUAGUGAAAAUUAUUAGUAUAUUUCUGAAAAUAGUCGAAUAUUUCAAAAACAAUCAGAUCGUGUUGCUCAUAAAAUAAUUUAGUACAAAAACUAUGUUCCUUUGUACACUUUGGUCAAUAAGACACAUUUCGAAUGACAAUGCAAACGUUGGCAGCUCCAGGAAUUGUAGUAAAUGAACGUCAGCUUUAUCCCACAACUGGUGGUCAAAUAUUAUAAUCCCAAAAAUGAUAUUAAUCUUUUAUGUAUAAAAAGUAUUGUCUUAAUAAGAUAUGUAUCUGUAAGAUAUUUGUGGUAUUCUGGUAGCUUUGGUUAGUGUAGAUCUUAUUGCGUAGUUACGAAUUCCACCUGUUCCUGCGCCCUGGAUGUUGUUGUCGCUGUAUUUGUUAGUUUAUUAUUUUCCUUUUAGUGAGAUUUUACUCCGACAUCAACGUUCAGGAGUAUUUUAUUGAUUUUAAGCCGACAUUUUAAGGCCUGUGCUUGUCAGUCGCAAGCGCAGUACGCGGAGGCAUACAUAUGCAUGUUCCCAGUUAAGUCAAUUAAAUCAAUGAUUUCACUGUUCAAAAUAACUGUGACAGACCUUUCUACUGUUCACAGAACUCAAUAAUUACUGUUCAACCAUGUCUAUGUCUGUUUCUUCGAAAGUUGCAUUCUUAAUAUUCUAUACCUCUACGCACUUUGUUAGACUAUUGAGUACCUACGAGAAGUUUGCGUGAACAAACACAGGCCUUAUUCUUAUAUUUAACUAGAAUAAAUAAAAGACAAUAUGAACAUUUUAUAAGGAAUCAAAUAGCCUUAGUAUUUGAGAACAUUCAUGAAUUAUAGUAAUAAUAGUUGUAAGUGAUGUGAGCUUCUGAUUUAUAUGUUAAACUUAUAUAUUCUACUAUAUACGUUUUACAUUCGCAUGCUAUUUCUAUUGCAAUAUGAUAAUAUUUAUUAAAAUGGUAGCUCAGUAUAAAAAUGUAUCAAAAUACAUUAUUUUUCUCAUAUUCUCAAAAGUUCACAUCACUCGAUACACACGUAGAAUAAUCAUUAAAAUUUCCAAAAAUACUAUAAUAAAAUUAUGUUUAUUUGAUGAAAUAUAUUUAUUUAAGCGAAUUUAUUUUACAUGCUUCCAAAGUUUAUGUAGUUGUAAUGAGAGUUCAAAGUGUUUAUUUUGCAUUUAUUCAUCUAACUUGUUUGAGUUACCUGUCACAAUAGCACAAUUUUUAGUUCAGACUACAUUGUUACUUAAGAUUACUUUUAUUAUUUUUUAUAUUAUACAAAAUGCAGUGUC